UACCACAAUCGCGUCAUAGCGCACUGGGCGGCGUCCCAUGAAACCGUCGUAAUUACAAGUUCAACGACAUCCCAUUGAAAUGCGUGUAUUAAGUUUAACACGUGUUUCAAUGGUGUGUCGGCGAACUUGUACUUGUGACGGUUUCAUGAAACGCUGCUCAGGUAUAUUAACUUGCUACUCAAUCCCCUCAGCCAUCAUCACUGCAAGUUGCAAACACUCAUGCAGUAGCUCUCUUGGUCUAACGUACGUAUUCAGAGUCGAAGAUCAAAUUAAGUGUCGUACUUCGUAUUCGAAAACUAUGACAGCUCAGUACAAGAAACUGGAGAAAGGUCUCGACCUGGAGAGUGGAAAUGCAUUAUUAGAUGACUCAGAUACAGACCAAACCUUUAAUAAGGUACCACAAGCUCAGGGUAUUGGGCAGGCACGAUAUGGCCAGCAACCGGAUGACCAUCUUCUAUUUGCUAUCCUCACGGCUGUAUUCUGCAGUACAGUGUUUGGCAUUGCAGCCAUUGCGAAAUCUGUUGAUGUUCGUAAUAGAUGGCUAGUUGGUGACGUCGUAGGAGCUACCCAGUCUUCAAGGGCUGCUAAGCGAUUUUCUGUAUGCAGUCUGGUAUGUGGGGUGCUCUUCUUCUUGACUUCUCUUGGUCUCCUUGUGGCUUUCUACAUGUACACCAUGUCUGCUAUGCAGGAGAUUGAUCACCUGGGACAACCCAGUAACAUGGACCAACUUGAGAUGUUGCAACAGUUACAGAACCAGCAGCAAACACAACUUCGUUAGCUAAAUAUUGGACAACACGUCUAACAACCUUUCACCUUGUACCUGUUAAUUCAGUAACUUAGACCAGCAUAGAUCCUAUUCCCUUCUUAUUGCGGGACUGCACUACUUGCGCCCUCUGUAAAUAAUGCCUAAGCGGUACCCGUUGGUCCCCCAUGAUUCCCUUUUUCUUAUGUUAAUUGAGAGCUGAUUUGAUGAGAUAACCACCUGUCAGUGACCUUGCAGGGAGAUCUAAUCCCUCCUGGUCAAACUAGUGCAGACAGAAUUAAAGACUUUAUUAAAGACCGUUAAACGUCGCUAAAGAGCUGCAUGAAAUAAAGGAAUUUCGUGUAUUCACUGAGCUAGCUCUUUGUUAUGAGAUACGCAAAUGUGAAAACUUACUAUACUUUACGUCAUAAAAGUAAAAGCCCGCCAAAUGUGAAGCGUAUUAUACUUAAUUUACGUCAUAUAAGUAAAAGCCCGCCAUAAUUUUUCCGCAUGAUGUCUGAACGAGCCUUUAUUGUCCAAGCUGUGAAUAUAGCUGCCAACCAUGAUAGACAUUAAAAAAAUGAGUAGCGCUCUCAUAAAAAAUACAUGGAGUCGUAUGAGCUUAAACCCAGAGCACCCCCCCCCCCCACCUUAACAAAAUUACAAAGAAAAGCUUACAAAUGUAUAUAUGCAUGUAGAUAUAUCUGAAUUGUUUUCUCUUUUACAAUAGAACUUGUUAUUAAUUUUGGAGUGUUAUUUUCAUUCUCACGCAGCUUUUUAUCUUGGUAUUUACCAUUGUCUUUCUUAUCUAAUAUAAUUUUUGUAAUGAGUGUUCUAUCUAGAGAUGGACAAAGACUCUUGGAUUACGCUUGAGCAAAACAUCUUUUUAUGAAUAUUAAUAUAUUAUAUUAUUAAGUUUGUUAUUAAGUUUGUUAUAGUAUCUUGAUACCCAAAAUUCAAAUGUAACACGAUCGCAAAAAAUUUCGAAAAAGCAACCCAAGGCUAUUUCAAAAGCCUUGUGGAUUACCUAAUACAGUUUGAGAACAUGAAAACGAGUAUUAUGUAAUCCGAACGUGGUUUUUCUGCACAACGGGCUUUGGAAAUUACCCUCGAAUUAAUAUUUGUGUUAAUAUACCGUGUGGGUCAAACAAAAGUUUUUACUCGGAAAAUUGUAAUUUAUUUUAAAAGUCAGCUAUUAGCGAAAUGUUACCAUACAUGUUUUGAAAGAGUGUUAUAUCCCGAAUCUUUUGGUACCAUUUGUGUGUGGUAUAUGUUCACAUUAAAUAAAUAAAAAUAGAAAAAUAAAUAAUAGUGUGACUGUUAGUGACUGUGAACGUGUUUUGAUAUGGGCGGCAUGGUAAUUUUUUAGGUAUGUUAUUUGGAUCUGCAACGACCGAAUUAAUACCCACAUCCCAAUUGUUUUAUUCAAACAUCACAUAGGCAAGUCGAUUUGUUCACUCAAGCGUGACCACAUAACACAUAAAAAGGAUUUCAAAUGAUUUGGGAUAGUACAGUCUUUCAUAAGAUGUAGAAUAAUUUACUUUUCAUAAAUGAUUUUUUUUAAAUAAUUAGCAUUUUUUUAAGUGUUAACUUUGAUUUGAAUCACACUGUAGUUGCGAUCGUUUCAUGAUUACAUUUUCAAUUGUGUGAAUAAAGGUUGAUAGUUGCUUACAUAAUGAUUGAA
This is a messenger RNA of Strongylocentrotus purpuratus (purple sea urchin), 2426 nucleotides long. RefSeq lists its product as uncharacterized. The transcript has 4 exons. The record is from RefSeq and is a predicted model, not a curated record. The coding region runs from base 80 to 778 and encodes 232 amino acids. Gene Ontology annotation, cellular component: membrane. NCBI's taxonomy places the organism in Eukaryota, Metazoa, Echinodermata, Echinoidea, Camarodonta, Strongylocentrotidae.